Caenorhabditis remanei is the source of this 1380-nucleotide messenger RNA. RefSeq lists its product as uncharacterized. NCBI's taxonomy places the organism in Eukaryota, Metazoa, Nematoda, Chromadorea, Rhabditida, Rhabditidae. The coding region runs from base 1 to 1380 and encodes 459 amino acids. The transcript is spliced from 9 exons. The record is from RefSeq and is a predicted model, not a curated record.
AUGCUUCUUCUGGAACUCUUAUUAUUAUUCUUCAUAACUUUGGUGUUAUGUGAGAAGGUUAAGCGGCAAGAACAAAAUAUAACACAUGAGAUUCCGAAGUUCAAAAGAGGACCAAUCGUGAUAGUUGAUGAAACGGCGCUGACAAAUCCAAAUUCUUUUGAUUAUGAUUUCUCGGACGACUUGGAUAAGCCUGCAGAUAAACAAGAUCUGUACGACCAGUUCAUUGACCAACUUCCAAUGUUCCAUAUCUACAAGUUGGGCACCGAUAGAGGAGUCACACAGGUCCCUAUUGUCACCCGUGCUGGAGACACAUGGUUCACUCCGUCCACUAUCAGCAACCGCGAGCAAAAGUUUACAUUCUACAUGACGACACCAAUGACGCCCAAAAAGAAAACUACAACGACAAGUGCACCAACUACCAGGAAACAAAAAAGUACAACUACACCAUCUCCAACCACGGAAAGUGCAACAACUGAAGAAGAAAGUACAACUACACCACUGAAAACAACCACAGAACAUACCACCCCACCGCGUACCACUACAACGUCAACAACUACAACAACAGAAUCUCCCACGACUAGUAUAAUCCGUAUUCGUCGUCCUCUACCAAAGCAGCCAGCGCCAGUGUUCAAAGUACGCACUUCCAGCAGUACCACCACUACCACCACUACAUCAACGCCUGAAACGCCUGCUAUAAACCGAGGACCAAUUUGGCGUAAGGGUGGUGUUAUCAUUGAUACGACAACCUCGCCGCGUCCCCUCACAACACCUAGACAAUGGACUGUUAGAGGAAUCAGAAUAAGAGUGACAUCGACGACCACUACUGAAGCUCCAAGCACCACGAGAAGAGUUAUCCAUGAAAGACCAACUACUCGUGUUCCAUGGUGGAAGACUACAACUGUUCGGACCACUACAAAACCUUCUACUACCACUAGAAGAACGACUACAGAAGUGCCAACCACUAGAGUUCCCUGGUGGAAAACUACCACUGCUAGUAGAUGGGUCGCAGGGCCUCGCCAUCCACCACGUUUCAAUCAAAAUCAGAAUUGGAAGCAACCAAUUAGAAAGCUUCAGGAAACUGUUGGCCGUCCUGUUGCUCCUGUAAAUGUCGACCCUAUAAGUAGGUCUCAACCAAAGCCAGUCGUCAUUCAUACUGGACGAUAUGCGGGUCCAACUUACAAUUGUCGUGUUCUGAAUCCCUUCACUGACGGGCACCCAUCAGAUGAGCACGACUCAUCUUGUAAGAUGCUCUAUCCUGGAUUAUCACUAGACGGAACGUGCCGAUGCUUCUAUAAGGUGGCUGGAAGGGAUGAACACGGAUGUGCGACAGGCUUCAUCUACGCGUGUCGAGCCCUUGGAUUGAGGAGUAUAAGUGUAUAA